Messenger RNA from Callorhinchus milii (elephant shark), 4023 nucleotides. RefSeq names its product ubiquitin-conjugating enzyme E2H (UBC8 homolog, yeast) (gene ube2h). Gene Ontology annotation, molecular function: ubiquitin conjugating enzyme activity. Lineage: Eukaryota; Metazoa; Chordata; Chondrichthyes; Chimaeriformes; Callorhinchidae. Gene Ontology annotation, cellular component: nucleus. The record is from RefSeq and is a predicted model, not a curated record. Bases 281 to 832 code for a protein of 183 amino acids. Gene Ontology annotation, biological process: ubiquitin-dependent protein catabolic process; protein polyubiquitination. The transcript has 7 exons.
CAAAAACCCCUCCUCCUCCUCCUCCUCCUCCAUAUUGAGCAGCAGACACACCAACGGUCUGUUGUGGGGGGCAACGGAGAAGGGAGAGUGUGUGAGCAUCCACAGGGCCUCGACACCCACCCACCCACCCACCCACCCAGAGAGAGGGAGAGAGACACAGACACCCAGAGAGAGAGAGGGAGAGAGAGGCAGACAGAUACCCAGACAGACACAGACAGACAGACAAGCGGCUGAAAGCCUCUCCAGCCAACAAACAGCAGCUCUCAGUCACAGCCUCAACAUGUCCUCUCCAAGUCCAGGGAAAAGGCGAAUGGACACCGAUGUGGUGAAACUUAUCGAAAGCAAACAUGAAGUUACCAUAUUGGGGGGGCUUAAUGAAUUCGUAGUGAAGUUUUACGGACCACAAGGCACUCCUUACGAAGGUGGUGUGUGGAAAGUUAGAGUGGACCUUCCAGACAAAUACCCAUUCAAAUCUCCUUCCAUAGGAUUCAUGAAUAAAAUUUUCCAUCCGAAUAUUGAUGAAGCGUCAGGAACUGUGUGUCUAGAUGUAAUUAACCAAACGUGGACAGCUCUUUACGAUCUCACCAACAUAUUCGAGUCUUUCUUGCCCCAGCUGCUGGCCUACCCAAACCCAAUCGACCCCCUGAAUGGUGACGCUGCAGCCAUGUAUCUCCAUCGACCAGAGGAAUACAAACAGAAAAUAAAAGAAUACAUCCAGAAAUACGCAACAGAGGAGGCACUAAAGGAACAAGAGGAGGGUGCCGGUGAAAGUUCAUCAGAAAGCUCCAUGUCUGAUUUCUCCGAGGAUGAGGCUCAGGAUAUGGAAUUAUAGUAGCUUAUCACCCUCUUUCAGAGAGACUAUAUUAUUUCCUAACCAUUGAAAGCAGACUAUAAUAUUCAUAUUUAAAAAAAGCAAGUUUUUUUUAUUACUAAAACCAGGUUUUUAUGGAUAGCAUUGGUAUUUUAUCACCCUAGAUUUCUUGGUCAUUUCUCAACCUGAGGUGCAUCUUAUCCCACAUUCCACUGUAGCUGUGUGGCUCAAAAUGCAUGUUAUCACAUAACCUUGGUAUACCUACCUAACUCUUACAUGUUGAACCCAAACGGAAAAAGACGGAGGGAGAGGAAAAAGAACGCACCAUUUUGCAGAGCAGUGAUUUCAACUGGCAAAAAAAAAAGUUUAUUGUUGAGAGGAAACCAGUAAAAGUUUGAGUAAAAUCGAAGCACAACGAAAGGUUAUUAGGCAGAAGAAAACUAUACACAUUAUUUGCUCUGCAUGUUUUUUUUUUGUUUUGUUUUUUCUCCUCGUGAAUAAAAAUGGACGUACAGGUUCUACAUCCCCUUUUUAUUGUGGCAUGGUAUGGAAGAAUACAACCUGUUUAGGACUUUGGUUCUUACUCAGAUAUUAAAAAUCCUAGUGUUUGUGGCUUAAAACUGAAGGAUAGUGUUAAGUAAUUACUAGGUAGUGGUGAUCUUGAUUAUUCUAAUUAGCACGUUGUAUUAUUGGGGGAAUACUGCAGGCACCCUAUCUUGCUAUAUAGACUUACCUUUUUUUUAAAUAGCCUAUUACUAUGUGCUGACUUAUACCUGUUUGACUUAUUUAGGGUAGCUAGUAUGCUCGCUGGUGAUUUCAAAAUAAAAAUGUAUAUUUUCAUUGUUACAAUAGUCGAUUGGAAUUGAUUGGAAUCUCUUUUUUUUCUGUGGUGGGAUUGGAUUCUGUGGCUUUGAUUGUGAUAAACGCAGUUAUAAAAAGAGCAAAAUUGGAUUCUUCCUUCUCCCAACAAAAUGAUGACCAUUUAAUCGUAAUUGAUGCUGUACUGUAGCUGUCAGGGUCAAAGACUGUUUUGAAUGUCUCCGCAGGCCAUAAGAUUGCCACAGUCACUAUCCGAUUGCUUUAUUUUCUCUAGAAACUUUUACGAUGAUUCCUGCUUUUUUUUUUUUACCCCACCCCCCCUCUUCCAUUGCAUUUUUUUUUACCUUCCGCAUUUCAAAAAAAAAAAACCUCUCUUUAGGAAUUGCCAUCGAAUACCAAAAUACAAGCAACAGUCAAGUCAGUAUAAUCUCCUCUGCAUGUCCUUGUUACCCUGGGGUAGGACUGUACAUAAGCCCUGGUCAAAGGACAGAACACAUAUUACCAGGCUUCCAUUGGUGCUAUUCCGAACCAACAGAAGGUGCAUGGGAGUGCUCUAAGCGCGACAUUCUCACCCCAUACACACAUGCUUAAGAACUCGGAAGAUGCAAAACUUUUUGAGGGCUGGGGAAGUGAUCUGAGGGGAAUUUUUGUUUCCUUCUGGCGAGCGAUAUGUUAGUGCUGAGAAAAUGGAACACUUUUGCUUUUCAGAGAUUCAAGAUCAGCAUCAAGCACUCUUGGGUCAGGUGUAGCACAGAUAGGUGCAGGACAAGGCUUCCUUUACUCUCCCCCAACAGGCUGAACCCCUACUGAAGCACCGUAAUGUUCUGCACAUCAGCCUCCGGUGAGAUAGCAAUCAAUGCCAAAACGAGGACAGUUUUAUAGUGCGAUCGCACAUUCGUUGGGAGAAUGUUUGAGCGGACAGCUCACACUCAUUACACAUGGGGCCCUUGGAUCCUGAGAUGGGGAGGCUUUAAACUUGGACUGAGUUUGGAUGCAGAUAGUGAUGGAAGAAAAUAUAAAUUUUAAUGUAAUAAUCUAAUUUUGUGAGAGCCGUCAAUAAAUACUUCCUUUAGAUUGUCUUAAGAAUUGGCAAUACCAUGGUUCAGUGGUUAUUCAGAUGAAAUGUAAGUACAGAACUGUGUCAGCGGCUCUCAGUGCUCUAGAGGUUGAAUGUUCAGGGAUUAUUACGUGGGAGUCUUGGCAAUUGGAAUAUUUUUCUUGUCAGUGACCGGAGCUAACGGAGGAUCUUUUACACGUGUGAAGGUGGAGCUGGGCUUUGUGAGUUUUGUUUUCAGUACCUUUAGUUGUGCUCGUGCUGCCUAAACUAAAAUGCAUGCCUGAUUCUUGGCGUCGUUGCACCUCGAACUGACAUUGUGAUUGCCAGGACUCAUUGUGUACUGUAUAUCUCGUCUUAGACAUGAGCCACUCCGUUCAGUGGAGCGGUUGUGCAAGUAAUCAGCAUUGCAAGCAACAAUCUGCAUUUAUGCUGCAAACUGUAGAGAACAAAUGUUCUAAUGUUACAAUCUUCUAAUGUUACAUCACUAUUUUUUUCUCCCCAGGAGAUUGCUGAUGAGAGGGGAGGGAGAAAGUGUCGGAUUGUGGGUAGUUAUGGAUGCAUUUUUCAGAAAGCUAGACUUUCCCAUAGACUUGCUGCAGUUGGUAGUUCUCUACUGAAUAGAGGUGAGCUCACCUUUUCUUAGGAUACCUUGAGUGGACGCAGAACAAUAGCCCCAAGUUGGCUAACAACUAUACAUCUGCAUGAAACACAUCUAUACCUACAAAUUGGGAUUGAUGUCAUUUUUUUUCAUUGUGAAAAGACUUUGGGUUGGUGAACGCACUAGCCAGUGUAGACACAAGCCAAGGAUCCCAAAGGUCUCUAGCUCGAUUGAGAGAGCAGUGAGGCUGUUAGUGUUGGCUUCAACGCAACAAGGCUAGGGAGAGGGUGAAAAUCACACAGGAUUGCAAUCCUAAUGUACAGUGGGUUUUUUUCCCCCUUUCCCCCCCCGAAAAAAAAAUCGCUGGAUUUAAUGUGAGGACAGAUUGGGUUUUGGUGACUGCCCCCCCCCCCCAAUCUUAAUAGCCUUCCAACUCUCAUGGAUGAGGCUCACGCGUCAACUAUGACCAUUUGGGGUGAGGUAUUGGAGGCAGUCUAUGGUAUAGCAGUCCCAAGUUCAUAUCUGCAGGAAGUGGGGGAAAGUUUGGGGAACAGGUCAAUGCAAAUCCAAAUGAGCUGUGAAGGUUGAGUGCCAAUAAGGGCAACGUGAUGUCAAUUAAGAAUACCGUGAUGUCAUAACUCAUGUGGUGUCGUGCACAGGUAUUGAAAGUGCCUGUAUAAAUGGUGUUUAAACAUUUUUUUAAAAAAUAUAUAAAGUUGAUGUGAAAAUCUUGCAGUA